CCCGCUUUCCCAAUUAACAGCCCCGCACUAGGAGUCUCCUCCACUAGGACUUACAGUAUCUUCUGACAGUUCACUCCUGCUACAGCGUUCGCCAAAAUACAGGACAGUUCACCUCCAAUACUCUCGCCCUGCCACGGAAAUUGUCAGCAAUGGCUCGCGACGACGGCGACACCGGCGACGUUGAACUCUCCAUAGAAGAAACCAACGCCCUGCGCGUCAAACUCGGCCUGAAACCUUUAGCCGAAUCCAGAACCAGCGAAAGCCAGCAGGCGGCCGAACAGAAUUAUGCCAAACACCAGAAAGAGCUCGCCGAGAAGGCCGCGCGCAAGGGGCUGAUUGAGACGAUUGCGAAGGAGAAGGAGAAGGCUAAGCGGAAUGUCAAGCUGGAGGGGGCGACGUUGGGGGCUGCGUCGGACGACGAGGAUGCUGCGGGGGAUUCACUAAAAUGGGUGCUUCGACAGAGGGAGAAGGAGGAGAAGCGGAAGGCGAAGGCGAAGAAGAAGGCUGAGAUGCUGGCUCAGAAGCGGGAGAGCGAUUUAGCCGAGAUGGAUCGGUCUGCGGUGUCGGACUAUAAGGCGUCGGAUCUGAAGGGAUUGCGCGUGGACCAUGAUCUGGAGGAUGUCGCUGUCGGCGGUGAAACGAUUCUGACUUUGAAGGAUUCUACGAUCCUGGAGAAUGAAGAGGAGGGGGAUAUCCUUCAUAACGUAAAUAUAGCCGACGACACCAAAGGUCGCAAAAACGUCGAAAACAAGAAAAAGGGAAAGAAAGCUUACAACGUCUAUGACGACGAAGAGUUCCUCGACCCCGGGAAGAAGCGGAACCUCCUCUCUCAGUAUGACGAAGAGAUCGACGGCGAACCCGAGCGAGGGUUCGUGAUCAGCGAAAACGGGAUGGUGGAUGUGGAGACACGGAAAAAAGAAGUGGGCGAAAAGCUGCGGGCGGGCGCUAUCGCCCUGACGUACGAGAAGAAUCUGGAGAUCAAGGACUACUAUACCCAGGAGGAAAUGGUGGCAUUCAAGAAGCCAAAGAAGAAGAAGAAGUCGUCUCGUCGUGAAAGGCGGGCGGUGGAUGAGGAGGGUGAUGCGGUUGAGGGAGGGAACGCGCCGCGGGCGAAUGGGGAUGAUGCGAUGGAGGUGGACUUACCAACGGCGGGUGACAACGGGGAUGCAGGCAGCGCGUCACGGCCAAUAGAUUACAGCUUCAGCAACCGUAAUACGGACAUUGAUGCGGUGAACUUUGUGGAUGACGAUGACCUUCAGUCGGCGUUAGCGCGAUCCCGAAGACUGCAGAUGAAGAAGCGGAGCAAGCACGAUGUGGAGGCGAUUGCUGAUGCCGCACGUCAGAUAAAAGAAGAGGACGCACCAAUCGAGGGUGGGAUGGUCCUAUCCGCCACAUCGGAGUUUGUCCGCAAUCUGGCUACCGCGCCAGCACCUGUCGUCAAAGCGCCUGAACCUAUACGGCCGACGCCGGCGGUGAAGCAGGAAGCAAAGACGCACGAGAACGAUGUGGACCAGAUGGACGUUGACGAGGCUGACCAGGGCGAUGAGAAGGGAGGUUGGGAAAUGGACGAUGGAAGCAAAACGGAAGUGACAAUCAAGAAGGAGAAGGAUGAAGAGUCCGACGAUGGGGAGCUUAUGCCUGCGCCCCUCGAAGAAGAACCCUUAGUCGGCGCCGGUCUAGCAGCCACCAUUUCUCUCCUCACGCAAAAAGGCUUCGUCGAGAAAACCACCCCCGAAGAACUCGAGCGCCAACGCAAACAAGCCGAAAAGCUCCUCUUCCUCAACGAACAACGCAAAGCCGAUCGGCUCCGCGAGCUUCAACGCGAAAAGGAAAAACAACGCAACCGCGAACGCAACAACCAAGAAAAAGGUAAAAAUAACAACCACCGCGACGACGACGAUUGGUACCGCGAAGAACAAGAAGCGAUCGAAGCACGUAACGCCGAGCGGCGCCGCGCGCGCGAGAUCGAGGAGCGGUACAAGCUGUACAACCCGGACGUUGACCUGAAGUACCACGACGAGUAUGGCCGCGAGCUCAACCAGAAGGAGGCGUUCAGGCAGCUGAGUCAUAAGUUCCAUGGCAAGAAGAGCGGGAAGAUGAAGACGGAGAAGCGGUUGAGGAAGAUUGAGGAGGAGCUGAAGAUGGAGAAGAUGAGUAGUACGGAUACGCCGUUGGGGACGGCGGCGGCGUUGAGUGAGCGGACGAGGGCGGCGGGGGCCGCGCAUUUGGUGCUUAGUGUUGGGAAUCGGAGCGCACUCCCAGCAGACAUACCCCUCGCCUCCGCCAAACGCCCCAAACCCGCCAAACCAGCCACGAAACAACCGAAAGUCACAACCACGACCGUCAUCGACACCGAACGGAACGUGAACACGUUCAAUCGCGAGAAAGUCGCUUUCGGGCUCGGUGGGUCCGGGGCAGCACAGCAGGGUGGUUCGGCACCGUCGUCGGGGCCGUCGGCGGCGGGACAGGGACAGGGCGCGAAACGGAAGGGGAGUGAGGCGGAUGGUGGGGACGCGGAGGGGCCGGUUGCGAAGAAGGCGAGGGAGGAUCGUUGAGUUGCGAUGGAAGUCGUUGUUGGGACGCUUAUGGUGCGUUGGGAUGCAUCGUGCUCCUUCUGUUCCCAUCAUGCACUUGAUUCCUGUCUUGCACCCGGUUCUUGCAAAUGAGUUUGUUAGCGAUCUCCCAGGAAUAGAAACGAGAGCGUAGGCAAUAGUGUACAUACCCGCUUCCACAGCCUACUAUGCUUUGCCACCGAGUGACUUGAUGCAUCCUCCGCUCCUUUGGGAUGGCUUGAUGAACCCAGACUAGUGAACAUAGCAAUGAUAUUUAUAGAGGCCACAACCGUACAU
This is a messenger RNA of Fimicolochytrium jonesii, 2849 nucleotides long. Its product is annotated as SART-1 protein. Gene Ontology annotation, cellular component: U4/U6 x U5 tri-snRNP complex. Bases 150 to 2555 code for a protein of 801 amino acids. Gene Ontology annotation, biological process: mRNA cis splicing, via spliceosome; maturation of 5S rRNA. NCBI's taxonomy places the organism in Eukaryota, Fungi, Chytridiomycota, Chytridiomycetes, Spizellomycetales, Powellomycetaceae. The transcript has 5 exons. The record is from RefSeq and is a predicted model, not a curated record.